GCUCCGGCCUUGGGUCCUACGCGCCACAGCAUGGCUUCGGCUUUGGAGGAGUUGCAGAAAGACCUAGAAGAGGUCAAAGUAUUGCUGGAAAAGUCCACUAGGAAAAGACUGCGUGAUGGUCUUACAAGUGAAAAAUCCAAGAUUGAGACAGAACUCAAGAACAAGAUGCAACAGAAGUCGCAGAAGAAACCAGACCUUGAUACUGAAAAGCCAGCUGCUGUGGUUGCUCCUCUUACAACAGGAUGCACUGUGAAAAUCAGUAAUUAUGGAUGGGAUCAGUCAGAUAAGUUUGUGAAAAUCUAUAUUACCUUAACUAGAGUUCAUCAGGUUCCCACUAAGAAUGUGCAGGUACAUUUCACAGAGAGGUCAUUUGAUCUUUUGGUAAAAAACCUCAAUGGCAAGAAUUACUCCAUGAUUGUGAACAAUCUUUUGAAACCUAUCUCUGUGGAAAGCAGUUCAAAAAAAGUCAAGACUGACACAGUUAUUAUUCUAUGUAGAAAGAAAUCGGAAAACACACGAUGGGACUACUUAACUCAGGUGGAAGAAGAAUGCAAAGAGAAAGAAAAACCUUCCUAUGACACUGAGGCAGAUCCUAGUGAGGGAUUAAUGAACGUUCUAAAGAAAAUUUAUGAAGACGGAGACGAUGACAUGAAGCGAACCAUUAAUAAAGCGUGGGUGGAGUCCAGAGAGAAGCAAGCCAGAGAAGACACAGAAUUUUGAGGCUUUUAAAAGUUCUUUUGGGAA
This is a messenger RNA of Mastomys coucha (southern multimammate mouse), 744 nucleotides long. RefSeq names its product calcyclin-binding protein. The transcript has a single exon. The record is from RefSeq and is a predicted model, not a curated record. Gene Ontology annotation, molecular function: tubulin binding; S100 protein binding; ubiquitin protein ligase binding. Lineage: Eukaryota; Metazoa; Chordata; Mammalia; Rodentia; Muridae. The coding region runs from base 31 to 720 and encodes 229 amino acids. Gene Ontology annotation, biological process: heart development. Gene Ontology annotation, cellular component: nucleus.